AUGCUUGCCCCAGCCCUCUCGACUCCGCUACUGAAGAUCCCCAUCCUUGUUCCCGACGCGAUCCUGACAUAUAUAUCUUUAACUCCACCCACCGCGCCGCCUUCCGCAGACGAGCGCAAGAAGUUUGCCUAUUCAGACUACUUUUCCGAUAACUAUCAAUCAGCCCUCAUAGGCCUCAUGGCCGCAGAAACGACCACAAUCCUCGCCCAACGCUUCCCCUCCCGCCUGUCCACCCGCCUCCUCUCCCUCCUCGCACCCACGCGCCCGCUCGCACUCACACCCACCCCGCGCUUCCUGCUCACCGGCGCCCUCGUGCUCGCCGCGGGGCUCCUCCGCCUGUGGACGUACCGCACGCUCGGCCGCUUCUUCCGCUGGCAGCUCUCCCUCGUCGACGGGCACCGGCUCGUCACCGCCGGCCCGUACGCGUGGGUGCGCCACCCGAGCUACGUCGCGAGCGCGCUCGUCUCGUACGGGAACCUCGUCCUGCUCUCCGGGCAAGGGUCGUACUUUGCGGAGCGCGGGCUUGGGCGCACGAAGCUGGGGAAGGCGGUCGCGGGGGUCAUUGCGGGGUAUUUGCUGUAUAUACAUGCGAGCCUGAUCGUGACGCGGGUGGACAAGGAGGAUGCGGUGCUGAGGGAGCAGUUUGGCGAGGAGUGGGAGGCGUGGGCGCGGAGGACGCCGUACAAGCUCGUCCCGUACGUGUACUGA
Trametes versicolor FP-101664 SS1 is the source of this 708-nucleotide messenger RNA. RefSeq lists its product as uncharacterized. Gene Ontology annotation, cellular component: membrane. NCBI's taxonomy places the organism in Eukaryota, Fungi, Basidiomycota, Agaricomycetes, Polyporales, Polyporaceae. The record is from RefSeq and is a predicted model, not a curated record. Gene Ontology annotation, biological process: C-terminal protein methylation. Bases 1 to 708 code for a protein of 235 amino acids. The transcript is spliced from 2 exons. Gene Ontology annotation, molecular function: protein C-terminal S-isoprenylcysteine carboxyl O-methyltransferase activity.